Tachyglossus aculeatus (Australian echidna) is the source of this 918-nucleotide messenger RNA. RefSeq names its product lethal(3)malignant brain tumor-like protein 2. Gene Ontology annotation, molecular function: zinc ion binding. Gene Ontology annotation, cellular component: nucleus. Gene Ontology annotation, biological process: regulation of DNA-templated transcription. NCBI's taxonomy places the organism in Eukaryota, Metazoa, Chordata, Mammalia, Monotremata, Tachyglossidae. The record is from RefSeq and is a predicted model, not a curated record.
AUGCUGCUCAGGAUUGCCUGCUGUCUUCCCCUCAUUAGCUUGUUACCAGAGUCAAAUAAUACAAGAUUGAAUCACUCUCACUCACCACAUCACAUCGGAACUGUCUGUGAGAUGUGUGGCAUCGUGGGCACACGGGAAGCCUUCUUCUCCAAGACAAAGAGCUUCUGCAGCGUCUCCUGCUCUAGGAGCUACUCCUCAAAUUCCAAGAAAGCCAGUAUCCUGGCCAGGCUACAGGGGAAGCCACCCACCAAGAAAGCCAAAGUUUUACAUAAGGCAGCUUGGUCUGCCAAAAUUGGAGCCUUCCUCCACUCCCAGGGAACUGGGCAACUAGCAGACGGGACUCCCACUGGACAGGAUGCUCUGGUCCUGGGCUUCGACUGGGGCAAGUUCCUGAAGGAGCACAGUUACAAAGCCGCUCCGGUCAGCUGCUUUAAACACGUCCCGCUGUUUGACCAAUGGGAGGGUGUAGUGAAAGGGAUGAAAGUGGAGGUGCUGAACAACGACGCCGUCCUACCCAGCCGGGUGUACUGGAUCGCCUCUGUCAUCCAGACCGCAGGGUACCGGGUCCUGCUGCGAUAUGAAGGCUUCGAGAACGAUGCCAGCCACGACUUCUGGUGUAACCUGGGCACCGUGGACAUCCACCCCAUCAGCUGGGUUGCCAUCAACAGCAAGAUCCUGGUGCCUCCUCAGACCAUCCAUGCCAAAUACACGGACUGGAGGAGCUACCUCAUGAAGCACUUGGUGGGGUCCAGGACCAUCCCGGUGGAUUUCCAUAUCAAGAUGAGGGAACCGACGCCGAGAGAAGCUGACACCCAUGGACAUCCCAACCGUGGUCAGGGCAGAAUCGGAAUAUUCAUGAUAAUCAGCGGUCACACCAAAAACAUCCAAGAAGAAGAAAGAAUUGAGAAUUAUCUUUAA